AUGGAGCACGAAAGGCCGAGUGCGCCCCAAGCGACGGAAAGCAAUGGCGGCAACGAGGUGGCAGAGAGCACCGGCACGAUCAUGCAGCGUGAACCAGAUCCACUCGAUGCAUUCAUGUCUGGGAUGGAAGCCCAGUUGAGUCAGGAUAUGCAGAAGAGCAUGAAAGCCACGAAAUACCGGCACAUGCCGCAGAAGGGUUGGUCUUUCCAACAGCAGGCUGGUUGCGCCACCACCGACUACUGCUGGGGCUACAAGUGGAUGUGGCCCUUAGAGGUCAGCUUGUUUCUGCGACAGGAACGGAAGAUUGAACAUGGGACUGCAGAUCCUGAGACCACCGCAUCCGAUGAGGAUGAAGAUUUUGAUUACGGCGCAGGGGUCGUGAACGAGACCGUGAACGAAGUCGUAGCCGUGACCUUGCCCCUGGCCCUGGCUCCGUCUCUUCUGCUCCAGGUGGUGCCUCGCUCCGCGAAAGUCCUAGAUCUGGGCUGCGGAAACGCCAAGCUGGCGGAGGAAUCCGAGAUGUACGACGAUGGCUUCGAGAACAUCACGGCCCUCGACAUAUCCGAGGUUGCUAUUGAGUCGAUGCGCCAAAGAAACUCCGAGGCGCGCCCGCGCAUUGACUGGGUCGUUGGAGAUGCCUUUGAUCUGCAGUUGGAGGACCAGAGCUUCGAUCUGGUCAUUGACAAGAGCACGACGGACGCGGUGUCCUGCGAUGCGGACCACAUUCAUGAGAAUAUGACACGGAUGUACGGCGAGGUCUUCCGAGUGCUGAAGCCAGGAGGCACCUUCCUGGUGUUCAGUUCGGUGGUUGAUGUUCCGCAGGCCGCCUUGCAACUGCCACAUUUGUCCUUCGACGUCACAGAGAAGGAGAUCUACCGACCCUUCUCCAAGCUCUUUGCGUUCUCCGCGCGAAAGUGCGCGGAAGCGCCCAGGGCAUCGACUGAGGAGGCCUUGCAGCAGAGCCGCGUCGUCGAUCAGCGCAUGGUGCAGGAGCGGCAGCGCUUGAAGAUGGCUCGCGACGCACAGGCGGCAGCAGACGAGGAUGCCUGGGUCGCCGCCGCGCAGGUCGACCCAAAGUGGAAGUCGCGCGGGCAGACGGCGCUGUACUUUGCCGCUGCACGGCAGGACGCAAUCGAAGCUGAGAAAAUUUGUCGAUUCCUGAUGAGUCGAAUGCGCGUGCCGGCAACAAAGAGGGAUGACUGGGGCCAAAGCCCUCUGUUCUUCGCAGCUAGACAAGGACACACGGCGCUUUGUGCGUACUUCGUUGAGAAGUUGGGCAUGAAUGUCCAUCAAGUGGACAGGUGGGGGGAAACCCCCAUGUUUUAUGCGAUGGAAGCCAAGAAGACCGAGACGGUCAUAUACCUGCUGAAGAAGGGUGCGUCGCUCGGGGUGAACAACCACAACUUCGAGUCGCCAGAGAGCCUUGCACCGGUGGAGGUGGCUCGCGAGCUGCAGGUCCGGAUGAAGGAGUGGGCCGAGCCCUCAAAGGCUCCGGAGCGGUCGGGAGACACAAAGAAGAGAAAGAGGCCGGAUGAGGAGGAGGUUGAGGAGCAAGGAUCAGCCGCAGAGGGACCCCGUGCGCUGCAGGAAUGGGCGGCAAAGCCCGCGAAGUUGCCGCGGAACUGGAAGACCCAGUUGGCUCGGGAGAAGCUCAAAGGAGAGCCAAAAGUCAUCGCUGACACGUUUACACACAAGGUGACACUGGUGACCAGCGACGCCCUGGAGGAGGUCCGCCUGCUGGAAAAGACGCUCGUGGCGGACCAGGCUGUCCUGUUCAAGAAGAAGCUGUUCGUCCGGGCGUGCAGGGCGGCCGACUUCUGCUUAGCACUGGGAGCCUAUGAGAAGGAUGGCCAGUUUUUUGCUGAAUACUCUCACAUUGUCGCGAAUCGCGGCAAAGUUGGCUCUCUCGUGCUGGCGGCUUGGCUAAUCCCUAACCCUAAACCCUGGACCGUACACGCGCCAAACCUUGAGGUGGCUCGGGACAAAAUGACCGGGCGCAUCGUAGGCUUCGUCCAUGCGGAAAAGGGCAAAAAAGAGCUGCUGAUUGGCCAUCUCAAGGCGACGUGUUUCAGACUUUGGGCUUCGGGCCCGGGUAUCAGGGCUUGGGGUUUCGGGUUUCAGGUUUCGGGGUUUGGCUUUCGGAUUAGAAUAAUGAUCCUACGAAGGGUUCCAUAA
Symbiodinium sp. CCMP2592 is the source of this 2175-nucleotide messenger RNA. The record is from the annotation of a GenBank genome assembly. NCBI's taxonomy places the organism in Eukaryota, Dinophyceae, Suessiales, Symbiodiniaceae.